AUGAUACGAGGUAUUCUCGACGGUGCCGCCACGCUCCUUGGCUAUGGCGCCAGUAGCGAAACUGCCCCACUCGAUUUCUCUUCCACCGAGAUUGUCGUCCUGCCAGCAAACGCAGGCCCCGAUGAGCCCGUCACCCCCUUACGCACGGUGUCCAAACCCACGUUCCGAGUUGGAGAGGCGGGAAGCAAGGGGCUUGGUCUUUUUGCUGCUCGUGCUCUCGGUCAAGGAGAGCUUAUCAUCGAUGAGCGGCCAUUGCUCAUCAGCGUUCGCGGGGUGCCCGUCGCAGUGCCCAUCUGGUAUAGUCAGGAGCAGACGACAAAAUACCAGCUGAAAGAGUUUGAGAAGUACCUAGAGGUGGUUUUGAAGGAAAUGCGGCCUGCAGAUCGGGAUGCUUUCAUGUCCCUUGCAAACAGCCAUACGACCGAUGGAUCAGGACCUAUAGCUGGUCGAAUCCGAACGAAUAGCAUCGGUCUGGAUGGACUUUGCCCUGAGAUGAGUGGUCCAAUGGCACAGUAUAGUUCUGUCCCACAUUUUAUUUCGCGCAUGAACAAUAGGCCCGUCUUCCUAUCCACCAACUUCCACGACGCGUCUAUCUCCUAUACGAUCUAUGCAGCACGUGACAUUGCGGAAGGCGAAGAACUGACGUUGACUUAUUCUGACGUCUGGGACACUGCAGCGAAUCGCCAGCAGACCUUCAAGCCAUACGGAUUCGUUUGCACGUGUGAUGCGUGUCUUGACCCCAUCAACUCCGACACUCGUCGUGCCAAGAUUCGCUCGUUCAUUCCAACCGUACAGUUGUGGGCCGUCAACCGGUCUUUGCCUGACGACUGGCUCAUCAACAAGUGUCUCGAGCAAAUGGCGUUGCUGGAGCAGGAGUAG
Molecule: messenger RNA, 879 nt
Organism: Mycena indigotica
Lineage: Eukaryota; Fungi; Basidiomycota; Agaricomycetes; Agaricales; Mycenaceae
Product: SET domain-containing protein
Exons: 5
Coding region: 1-879 (292 amino acids)
Molecular function (GO): protein binding
Source: RefSeq, a predicted model, not a curated record